Molecule: messenger RNA, 828 nt
Organism: Callorhinus ursinus (northern fur seal)
Lineage: Eukaryota; Metazoa; Chordata; Mammalia; Carnivora; Otariidae
Source: RefSeq, a predicted model, not a curated record
AUGGGGGCUCAUUGUCAGGUUCAGCCGGGGGUGAUGGGGGCUCAUGGUCAGGUUCAGCCGGGGGUGAUGGGGGCUUAUUGUCAGGCUCGGCCGCGAGGUGCGGGGGACACCGGCUCAGGUUCACACUGGCCGGGUAGGAGUUUGCAGCCGCAGCCGGGGGCGCGGUUCCCGGGCGCAGCAGCGGGAGGCGCUGAGCGCCGGGGUCCGGAGCUCCCGCGGAGCCAGGCGGCGGGAGGAGCCCAGCGCGGCCACCGCCUCCUCCGGCCGCAGGCUCCUCCUCUCCCCCCGCCUCCUCCGUCUCGUCCGCCCGCCCGCCCAAUCGGCAGCCCUCGGCCCAGCACAACCGGGCCGCUUGUCUGGCCGGCGGAGGCUGAGCGCGACCUUCGCGAGCCGUGGCGCCCGCCGACCUGGGGCAAGCGGGACUCCUGGGACCCCGCUCUGCCCCGCGCUGCCGCUGCCUCCCUUCGUGACGGGGACGCUGGGGCGCGCGCCGCCGGGGCCGAGGCUCCCUUCCUCCCGGAGGGGAAGGAGCGGAGAAAGCCGAGCGGCUGCUCCCGGAGCAAGCGAGCCGAGGCCCCUGCCCGCGAGGCUCGGGGCUGGAGGAGGCGGAGGCGGAGGCGGAGGGAAGUGCGCGUCAUUCCCGGGAGGAGAGCGUUUCACCUCCAGGCAGAGAGAGGCUGCGGCUGCCAGUUGCAUAAAAGCGGCGGCGGCGGCGGUGGCGGGCGCGGGGCUCCCGGGGCUCUCUGGCAAUGGAGAGAAGAUCCGGACCCGGGGACGCUAGGAGCUCGGCUCCAUCUCUUUGGACCGCGGUGUAGGCACCUGGAGUAA